This is a messenger RNA of Vicia faba (fava bean), 732 nucleotides long. The record is from the annotation of a GenBank genome assembly. Lineage: Eukaryota; Viridiplantae; Streptophyta; Magnoliopsida; Fabales; Fabaceae.
AUGAGUUCUAAGAUAAACUUCUCAAACCCUCCAAUACCAUGCAAAUUUCACACCAAAAAACCAAAUCUUCUAAAAAGAAACACAAUCAUCUUCUCUUCCUUUUCCUCAAGUGAAAAACAACAAAAAACCAUUUCCACCACAGUUGAAACUCCAUCAAAUGAUAAUAAGGCUUACACUAUCAAUUUCAAGACAAAAAGUGCUUGCAAGCUUGGAAUUUCAAGGUAUCCUGAUUUUGAAUAUGAUGCUGAAGGAGGAAUAGGAAACGGUCUUGGUGCAAAGGCAACACAAAAUCAAGAUAAUAAUGAUAUUCUUGUUUCAUUUGAUCUUCAAACAUUGUAUAUUCCUUCCUUAACAAGCUCUACAACUAAGUUUCUUGGAUUGUCAUUGCCACCAUUCUUGAGGAUUGAUAUUGUUCCAGAAGCUUUCCAAGGAACCAUUGAUCAAGAAUCUGGCAAGGUUGAUCUUGAGUUUAAGGCCAAGUUCUUGUUUUCUGCUGGUAGUAUCUAUAAGGCUCCACCCUUGAUUGUGAAGACAGUGUUGACAUCUGAAGAAUCAAAGGGGAUAAUGAAGAGUGGAAGAGGGAUGAGAUUGGAUGAAGAAGGAAAAUGCAGACUUGUUGGUGUGGCAACAGUUGAACCUAUUGAUGAUUUCAUUAUGAAUUCUUUCCUUGGUCUACCAACUGAGUGUCUUGCUGAAUUAAAUGCUGUCAUCUUCAUUUCUUCUACAUCAUAA